This is a messenger RNA of Prunus dulcis (almond), 1084 nucleotides long. Its product is annotated as dual specificity protein phosphatase 1. Gene Ontology annotation, cellular component: cytoplasm. The coding region runs from base 208 to 744 and encodes 178 amino acids. The transcript has 6 exons. Lineage: Eukaryota; Viridiplantae; Streptophyta; Magnoliopsida; Rosales; Rosaceae. The record is from RefSeq and is a predicted model, not a curated record. Gene Ontology annotation, biological process: protein dephosphorylation; negative regulation of MAPK cascade. Gene Ontology annotation, molecular function: protein tyrosine/threonine phosphatase activity; MAP kinase tyrosine/serine/threonine phosphatase activity.
UUGGAUGAGCCCAAUACAUGUAAAAUUGUGAAAUUUAACUGUACUCUUUUUUGACACGGAAAAUCAAACUGAGACAAGAAGAAAAUAUUUAAAUAAAGAGAGGAAAUAGAAAGAAGAAGAGGGAAGACUUUCCAAAAACAGAGAAAAAAUAUAUCGCAGCUUGUUGAGGGAGUCAGUUAACGAGUGAAAAUUUUCCUGUGACUAGCAAUGGAUCAGAUGGAUGAAUCCCUUAAGAAACAAAUUGCAGCAUUGUUGAGAAUUAUACAUGUGACAAGAUGCUCCAAAGAGGACAAUGUUCCAUGCCAAAUUGAAGAGGGUCUCUUCUUGGGUUCUAUUGGAGCUGCUAAUAACAAGGAGGAACUAAAAAACUUAAACAUUACACACAUUUUGACUGUGGCUAACUCAUUUGAACCUUCAUAUCCAAAUGAUUUUGUGUAUAAGAUUAUAAAUGUUGCGGACAGAGUAUCAACAGAUUUAAAGCAGCACUUUGAUGAGAGUAUUGAUUAUAUUGAUGAAGCUAAAAGAUCUGGUGGUGGUGUGUUGGUUCAUUGCUUUGUGGGAAGAUCCAGAAGUGUGACUAUUGUUGUUGCAUAUCUGAUGAAAAAGCAUGGCAUGAACCUAUCUCAAGCUCUUGAGCAUGUGAAGAGCAGACGACCUCAGGCAGCUCCAAAUUCUGGUUUCAUAUCACAACUGCAGAGCUUUGAGAGGUCUCUUCAUGCAGAUGAAGAGAACAAGACAACAUAAUGUACAUAGGUGGACUGCGUUGAAGAUCCUCGCUCUGGACUGCGUUGAAGAACCUCGUUAUAAUAUAUAUGUUACCCAAGUUAGAUAGAAAUUUGGUGGUAUAGAACUUUCACACUUUUUACAAAAGAAAAGGAUGAGCCCUGAUGCUGGCAACUAAAAUUUAAAGUUGAUUGUGAGAAUGCUUCGGUUGUAUUUAUGUAUAAGCUUUUUCCAUGUGUUCAAUGAAGCAAGAAGGGUGAAAUCCUAAUUGCAUUGAAGCUUUUAAUGUAGAGUUUGCCAUAAACUUAUGAACAGUGUGUAAAUCUUUGUGGUAUAGAAGAGCAGAUUGGUUGCGAUGUUU